Messenger RNA from Spodoptera exigua (beet armyworm), 1257 nucleotides. The record is from the annotation of a GenBank genome assembly. NCBI's taxonomy places the organism in Eukaryota, Metazoa, Arthropoda, Insecta, Lepidoptera, Noctuidae.
GUUUAUACCUAGCGCAUCUCGAGAGAAGUCGUUUCUGUAGAUAUUCGUUAAAUAUUUCAAAAUGAAGAAUUGCGUUGUUUUAGUGCUCUGUUUAAUAUUCUCAUCUUCAGAAGCGCCCCCACCACAAGUCAGCAAGCAAUACCGAACAGACUAUGAAUACAAUAGAAAAACAGAUGCGUUUUACAAGCUCCAUAUUGAGACGACCCCACAUUAUCUCGUGGAGCAACUGUGCAAAGUAGAAGGAGCCGAACUUAUGGUCCCACGUUCAGACUACGACAUAGAACAAAUGCAUGGCAUGUUCAAGAAGUUCCCUGAUAUUGGGAACUAUGUGUGGGUUGGGAAUGAUGGGAAGAAUCACGAGUCUGCUGAAGAAGUUCCUAUCAUUGAUCUGGAGGAGCCACCGAAUUUUUCAGAGAGAUUCGGAUCAUGUGUAGUAGGCACGAGGAAUGGUGAUGUGGAGACGUCAGUGUGCUACCGAGGGCUGCCAUUCAUAUGCAAAGUGUCGGCCAUGGACGCGCCUUACGACCGACACUGCAAUGUUUAUGGAAGAGAUUACAAAUACUAUCCAUCCACCCGGAGCUGCUAUAAGAUCCCUAGCAUAGCGUUCCCUUGGAGUGAAGCUUACUCAGAGUGUCAGGCAGAGGGCGCUCACCUCCUCGUAAUGAACUCCGAAGCAGAACACUUGGCGAUCAUGAACCUUACAAGUGCAGCCCCCAAGGUCCGCGGAGCCAAAGCGUCCUACUUCUUCUUUGCUGGCUUCAGAGCUGAGAAACCCGUUGGAAAUGCCACAGUCGUGUUUAAAACUAUAUUCAAUGAAACACUAUCCCAAGCAGGCUACGAAAACUGGUCGGAUAACGAACCCAACAACUCGAAUGGCGAAUAUUGUGGCUCCAUCUUCCUGAACGAUGGCAAACUAAACGAUCUCCACUGCCACGAUACUUUUGCAUUUAUCUGUGAAAAAGAGGUUUCAUCCUGAAUUGUUGACUCAGAAAUUUGGUUUUUGUAUAAUUAGUAUCAUGAGCCAUAUUGACUUACUUAAUUUAAUUCAUAAUACAGUAUACUUAGGUAACUAUGCGAGGUUGUUAUUCUAGUUUGACAUAUUAUACAACUUGUGCAGUAACUGACAUGAUUAUAGGCCCCGGUUGUGGUUCGAAUCUAAUCGAGCAACCUCGACAAGUUACGUAAGUAAGCCAUUAUUAGGUCACUUAAGUGGAAUAUGGGUUGUUUGAAAUAUGGAAUAAAAGUAUUUAUUUAUAA